Messenger RNA from Mizuhopecten yessoensis (Yesso scallop), 3097 nucleotides. Its product is annotated as toll-like receptor 4. Lineage: Eukaryota; Metazoa; Mollusca; Bivalvia; Pectinida; Pectinidae. Gene Ontology annotation, biological process: immune response; toll-like receptor signaling pathway. Gene Ontology annotation, cellular component: membrane. The record is from RefSeq and is a predicted model, not a curated record. Bases 352 to 1425 code for a protein of 357 amino acids. The transcript has 4 exons. Gene Ontology annotation, molecular function: transmembrane signaling receptor activity.
CAACAGCUAGCUGCUACGACAACGGAAAUCACACCAGAAGUAAUUCCAGGUGUCAUCAACAAAUGUGAUUGUGCGAAUAGCACUGAAAGUAGUGGAUUGUGUGAAAAGAAUUGCUGUCGUUUGCAAUGUUUACGUAAUGGUACAUGUCAAAAGAACGUUCAAGGUGGUGAAUAUUGCAAAUGUCAAACCGGAUAUUAUGGGGCGUUGUGCGAAAGGACGCUGAUCGACAGUUGGAGUGAUGAAUUUCGGAAGGAGAAUGCUUGUUUCCCAAAUUACACCAUUAGGCCUUUACAUCUACGCGAGUGCCUCAUAAAUUUUGUCUGCAUCUAUGGACAAUGCAAAAGUCCAAUAAUGAAUGGAGGUGGCCUUCAACUUGAAUGUGAGUGUGACGAAGGUGGAAUAGGGGACCUGUGUCAGAAUCAGUGCUGUCUUCAGUGUGCAGAGCAUGGGAAAUGCAGACAGUAUAUAAAUGGCCCUGAGUACUGUUAUUGUGAGUACGACUACGAGGGCCAGUUCUGCGAAAGAAAGAUAAUUAUAGAAGGUCAGAAGAAGGAUACCUGGUAUCUGUGGGUGGUAGGAGUAUGUGCUGGUGUGCUUGGACUACUUAUCCUGGCUCUGGUCAUUAUACCUUAUUGGAUGUGGCACAAUAGGGUCACCGUCAUCAUGAAGAUUGUCCACUAUUUUCAGCCUUACGAAGACGAUGAUGAAAAAACGUGGGACGCAUUCGUUUCAUACAAAUCUGCAGACGUCGAUCAGAAUUUUGUAUUACACACGCUAUUCCCGAAAUUGGAGAAGGAACUCGGCUUCACCUUGUGUAUGCAUUUUCGAGACUUUUUGCCGGGCGAAACGAUCGCCAACAAUAUAAUAAACGCAGUCAACAACAGUCGGCGAACCAUCCUUAUCCUGACACCCCGGUACAUCGAGAGUGAAUUCACACGAUUCGAAUAUCAAGUCGCCCAGCACGAAAUGUUAAAGCGAAAGCAUAGGAUUAUUCCAGUCUUACUUGAAGAUAUUUCAGACUCCAUGAGUUCUAUGGACCCGAAUCUCCGACAAAUCAUCAAGUCUGUUACAUAUAUCGAAUAUCCCGGAUCGGACGCUACAGAAAAGAAAUUGAACACAUUUUGGAAGCGGAUGGCUCUAUCUAUGCCAAAAACAAGGUCAACAGAGGAACAUCAAAAGCUUUUAGACAACAACAACAAAACAAGUGACAAUAACAGCGUGAAUGCCAUAUCCGUCAAUGGUGAGGUCAGUGUAUCAAACCAUAAAAGGGAAACGGAAAUGACGUCAUUCACAAAUGGCGGUAUCACUCCAAUAGACAAUAGCGAGAUCAACGUAAAAAUUAUAGAGGAGACUUCGGUGGCUAGCAAGAACUUAAAGAACAACAUUGAUGGCGAACUGUGCAAUAAAGCGUUCAUUGAUGAUUGACAAUUUAGGGUCGAUGACUGACAAAUGUAUUAGUUAGAUUCAAUUUAAUUUCUUUCUACCUCAAAAAAAUAGUGAUAUUUUGCCUAUGAAGAGUUUAACAAGUGCCAUAUAGUGUCAUAAUGUUAGAUCCAGGUAGCCUUAGACGGUUCUGGAAUCUGCAUGAUUCGCAUGACAUGCAAGUUAACACGGUACUGGUAACACAGCAUCACUAAGGUUAUCACAAUAUGUGUGAUCAGAUAACGAGUGAAGUACGUCAAAUACUACAACCCAUGUAAAUAUAAUACAUAUUAUCACACAUGAUGGUACAUAUUGUAUACAGACAACUACGACCAAGUAUUGAGUAGUUGAAACGUCUCAUCAUCUACGAUCACAAACCCUCUACAUUGUACUGCUAGGCCGCGGUUUCGAGCUCUACGUUAGGCAGUCACUACAUGAAGCUUACAGGCGCAGGUCGGUGGUUUUUCUCCAGAAACUCGGAGUUUUCUACACCACCAUACCUGGAACGUCCUCAAAUGAUCAUAACUGAUAACAGGACGUAAAACACACGACAAAACUCGCACCAUAAAACUCGAAACUCGAAUCUAACAAUAAUUGCAGACAAUCUACGUCAUUAAUCGCAUACUGAUAUGUUACCUUAGCAACAAAUGAUGCGAGUAUGCUUAGAACUCACUUGUGUUCAAAUUAAUUGAUUAUAUUGUUAAAGAUAAUUAAUUUAAGGUUUCAUGUACCUACUUCUGGGGUACAAUGAAGGUUAUCCCAUGUCAUGAAACAGGGACGAAUAACUAUGCAUAUAUGUUAUGCAGUUAACAAUAUAUGUAAAGAGCGAUGAAUGAUAUAUACGGUUUUGUAAUGCCGAUUUUGAAUGAAUAUAUAUACUUUUAAUAUAAAACUGGGCAUUUGUUCAUAUAAGUAUAGCGCUUAACAUCACGUCAAUCCAGAAAACAAUUUGGAAGUGAUGAAAUGGCUAAAUUACUAAAUAUGUAGUCAGUCGUUAUAUCGGAAUGCUGGGAGUUGUGGAGAAGAGUAAUGGCGCUUCAAAGUAAUAUGUCUAUAUACAUGUAUAUACGUUCCAUCUUGUCGAAUGAUAAAAACAGCAAAAUAUAUAACGAUUAUGGACUUUAUAGACCUGGGAAGUUAUAUUAACCUCAACGUCGUCUCGGUCAAUAUCUCUUGACCUAGACUGUGUCGCUGUUACCACAGAUGCAUCCCAACACAAGUCUAUAGUAAAUAGAUACCCACCAGACACAGCAGCAUAUUGACCAUACAAACAUGUAAACCGAACCUGAAUUUCUUUGACGAAGUAGGCUACACUAAAAUGAAUGUGUUUUGAUUAACGUUUUCACUGUAUUUAUGAUAAACCUUCAACCAGAUAGUGUCUUCAUUUCUACUCAAAUACUUUUUUUUGCACAGGAGAUGAGACAUACCGAUUUAGAUAUCUCUGUUGUUUGACAUCAAAUGUUAAUUUAUUUCAAUUUUAAACGAGAUUUAUUUCACAUUAUCCGCAAUAUUGUUUGUAUGUUUUUUGUUCGAAAUGAUCAAUUUUCAUUAAAUGUUCGUAAAAUGAUGUUUGUAUCCGUUAACCUGUGGAAUACAUUUUUAAGUCAGUGAACUGUUAGAAAAGUGACUUUAAGUGUAAACAAAUUUUCAAAUGUAUAUGAUUUCCUUUUGUAGU